Messenger RNA from Rhinolophus ferrumequinum (greater horseshoe bat), 3149 nucleotides. RefSeq names its product guanylate cyclase 1 soluble subunit beta 1 (gene GUCY1B1). The transcript has 14 exons. Lineage: Eukaryota; Metazoa; Chordata; Mammalia; Chiroptera; Rhinolophidae. Gene Ontology annotation, molecular function: heme binding; guanylate cyclase activity. Bases 138 to 1997 code for a protein of 619 amino acids. Gene Ontology annotation, cellular component: guanylate cyclase complex, soluble. Gene Ontology annotation, biological process: response to oxygen levels; cGMP biosynthetic process. The record is from RefSeq and is a predicted model, not a curated record.
CUGAGACUGCUGCGCUCCUUCCAGCUCUAGGCUGCCGCCGCGGUCCUCUUACGCUGUAGCCACUGCAGCCGCCGCCUGGGUCCCUUCGGCGGUGCUUCAACGUGGGGGCUGCCUCCCCGGCUCGGCGCGCAUUCAUCAUGUAUGGAUUUGUGAACCAUGCUCUGGAGCUGCUGGUGAUCCGCAAUUAUGGCCUGGAGGUGUGGGAAGACAUCAAAAAAGAAGCACAAUUAGAUGAAGAAGGACAGUUUCUUGUCAGAAUAAUAUAUGAUGAUUCUAAAACUUAUGAUUUGGUUGCUGCUGCGAGUAAAGUCCUCAAUCUCAAUGCUGGAGAAAUUCUCCAAAUGUUUGGGAAGAUGUUUUUUGUCUUUUGUCAAGAAUCUGGUUAUGAUACAAUCUUGCGUGUCCUGGGAUCUAAUGUCAGAGAAUUUCUACAGAACCUCGAUGCUCUGCACGACCACCUUGCUACUAUCUACCCAGGUAUGCGUGCACCUUCAUUUAGGUGCACUGAUGCAGAGAAGGGCAAAGGACUCAUUCUGCACUACUACUCAGAGAGAGAAGGACUUCAGGAUAUUGUCAUUGGAAUCAUCAAAACGGUAGCUCAACAAAUACAUGGCACUGAAAUCGACAUGAAGGUCAUUCAGCAAAGAAAUGAAGAAUGUGAUCAUACUCAAUUUUUAAUUGAAGAAAAAGAAUCUAAAGAAGAGGAUUUUUAUGAAGAUCUUGACAGAUUUGAAGAAAAUGGUACCCAGGAAUCACGCAUCAGCCCAUAUACCUUCUGCAAAGCUUUUCCUUUUCACAUAAUAUUUGACCGGGACCUAGUGGUCACUCAGUGUGGCAAUGCCAUAUACAGAGUGCUUCCCCAGCUCCAGCCUGGCAAUUGCAGCCUUUUGUCUGUCUUCUCUCUGGUCCGUCCUCAUAUUGACAUUAGUUUCCAUGGUAUCCUUUCACACAUCAAUACAGUUUUCGUAUUGAGAAGCAAGGAAGGGUUGUUGGAUGUAGAGAAAUUAGAGUGUGAGGAUGAACUGACGGGGACUGAGAUCAGCUGUUUACGUCUCAAAGGUCAAAUGAUCUACUUACCUGAAGCGGAUAGCAUACUUUUUCUGUGCUCACCAAGUGUGAUGAAUCUGGACGAUUUGACAAGGAGAGGUCUGUAUCUAAGUGACAUCCCCCUGCACGAUGCCACGCGCGAUCUCGUUCUUUUGGGAGAACAAUUCAGAGAGGAAUACAAACUGACUCAAGAACUGGAAAUCCUGACAGACAGGCUGCAGCUCACGUUAAGAGCCCUGGAAGAUGAAAAGAAAAAGACAGACACGUUGCUGUACUCUGUCCUUCCUCCAUCCGUGGCCAAUGAACUGAGACACAAGCGUCCAGUGCCUGCAAAAAGAUAUGACAAUGUGACCAUCCUCUUCAGUGGCAUCGUGGGCUUCAAUGCUUUCUGCAGCAAGCAUGCGUCUGGAGAAGGGGCCAUGAAGAUUGUAAACCUCCUCAAUGACCUGUAUACCAGAUUUGACACCCUGACUGAUUCCCGGAAAAAUCCAUUUGUUUAUAAGGUGGAGACUGUUGGUGAUAAGUACAUGACAGUGAGUGGUUUACCAGAACCAUGCAUCCACCACGCACGAUCCAUUUGCCACCUGGCUUUGGACAUGAUGGAAAUUGCUGGUCAGGUUCAAGUAGAUGGUGCAUCUGUUCAGAUAACAAUAGGGAUACAUACUGGUGAGGUAGUUACAGGUGUCAUUGGACAGAGGAUGCCUCGGUAUUGUCUGUUUGGAAACACCGUCAACCUCACAAGCAGAACAGAAACCACUGGAGAAAAAGGAAAAAUAAAUGUGUCUGAAUAUACAUACCGAUGUCUCAUGAUGCCAGAAAAUUCAGACCCGCAGUUCCAGCUGGAGCACAGAGGCCCAGUGUCCAUGAAGGGCAAGAAAGAGCCAAUGCAAGUUUGGUUUCUAUCCAGAAAAAAUGCAGGAACGGAGGAAACAAAGCAAGAUGAUAACUGAAUCUUGGACUGUGGCAGGAAGGAGACUGAGAUUAGGUUCUGGUUAUCCUAACACACAGCAAGGCGAGCAAUUGUUACCUAUGGAUACAGAAUUUUGCUUCGUCCUUUUCAAUUAUCCCAAGCUUUUCUCCUAGGUAUAUCUUUCACUAUUCAUUAUUCAACUUUAGCUCUGCUUUUGAUUCUUUACAAGGUUUAAUAUAUUAUCUAAAGUUUGGCUUUAGAUGUGGACGAUAUGCGCUUCAUGUGUCUUAAAAUCUACUACAAGCAUUACCUAACAGGGUAAUUAGCAAGUAGUAGGCACCCAAUAAAUAUUUGUUGAAUCGAAUUAAAUGAAACUGAACAGCAUUUGGCCAUGUGUAUACAGACCAUGGUUUACCAAAUCUGUUUCGUGUUCCACAUAUAUGUAUGCAUAUGUAUAUUUUAAUGACUAUAACAUAUAACAAACUUUAUAUCGUCUUGGUGUAUAGCAUUAUAGAAAUGAUUUUCUAAAGAAGUGAAUUCUAAGUUUUAGGGGCAAACGUGGUUUAUUUUCAGACUCCCAUGCUAAGAAAAUAGUGACUAUUUUGAAGUGUGCUAAUUUCCCUUCAGAAAUGCAGAAUACACAUUUCUGUCAUUAAAAUAUUUGGUUGCUCAUUCACAUCAUGUGACAAUUAUAAUUCCUCUAAAAUGCUAUCAUUUUUAUUGUAUCCCUUGUAUUAAAUCUCAUUAACUACAUGCAGCUGUUACAGAAAGCGGCACUGUUCCCCAUUUAGCUAUUACAUUAGCUUGGGAUCCAUGAUAGGGACUAACCACAUCCUAGAAAAAAGCUGGAAGCACUGUGGGGACAUUCUGUUAAUCAGAGUGGACUUUUAUUCCCAGAAAUGAGCUGCUUUUUCUUAGCUUAGAAGAAUGUGAUUAUAUCCAGAGCAUCAUGUUUGGAAAACUUAGUUUAAACUAAUUUCGACAUAGAAUGCAUUCCCAUUGGAAUAAUUGGCCUGUUGUUCUUAAAUGUCUCUGAUAAUUUAUUAAUAUCUCUCUUUAUAAAAUAUAGUGCCACUACUUUUGUGUAAAAAUGUUUGUCUUUAAAUUUAGUGUUUCAUAUCAACACAUCAAUAUAUAUGUAUAAAUGUUCCUUGUUAAUGUGUAAAACAAUCUGCAAUAAAUUAUUUUUUUC